AUGGAACCCGUAAACAAGCAACAACAAGAAGGAGAACAAUCCAAUCAUGUUCAACAAGGAGAAGAUGAGGAAAUGGUAAAUAUUGAAAAUGAUGAUGAUGAAGAAGAAGAAGAGGAACAUGAUUCCGGAAUGGAUGAUGCUGCUCAACAACACGCUCAUCAUCUCUACCAAAUGCAAAUGCAAGGAGCAGGCUAUAUUCAUCAUCCCGGUACCGACAUGAAUACUGCUACGGAUCCUUCUAUGGUCCAAUCGGGUUCUGCUUUUGUUCAUCCUGCUGCCUAUCCUCCAGGCAUGGAGGCCUACUAUGCCGGAAUUUCGACCUCAGCAGAUUAUGCCAUGCAACAACAUCAAUAUUAUAUUCAACAAAGUAUGCAAAUGCAACGUUUUCUUGCUACUCUCUCUCCAGUUCAACAACAACAAUAUUUGGCUCAAAUGCAAGCAUCCCGAAGUCCACAAUUCAUGAAAUAUGCUGCUUCGCAACAAAAGUACGCGGGUAGCUCUUCUUCGGUACCAAGCACCAGCCAGUAUACCAAUGGUAGUGAGCCUGCCACUGAUACUCCAACACCAACAUCACCUCCUUCAUCUCCAACAGAAAACGGAUCUAAGAAGAAGAGAGGAAAAAAGAGCAGCUCCACAACAAGUAGUAGUAAUAACCUUAUUGACUCGGGCGAAAGUAAAAAGGGAGAAAAGACCAGACAACGAGCUGUGAGGCACAACUGGACAAAAGCUCAAGAUGAUGCUCUUCUUAAAGCAAUUAGUUCUCAACAAUAUAGUGAAAAUGGACAAAAGAUUCGUUGGACCAAGAUUUCUCAAGAAGUAUUCGGAAGCAAACUCACUCCACAAAGUGUUUAUCAGAGAUAUAUGAGAGUUAUUAAUCCAAAAUUGAAUCAUAGGGAAUGGACUAUUGCUGAAGAUAAGAAACUAACAGAAUUAUAUCAUGAAAUGGGUGAUCAAUGGGCACAAAUCGCAAAAAAGAUGAAUGGUGUUCGUGCAGAUGUUUGGAUCAGACAACGUGCUGUGAGACUUGGUCUCAUUUCUGAAGCUGCUGCAGCAGCAUCUGCAAGUGCCAGUACAACUUCAAAACCAUCAAAGAAAAGAAAAGAUGACGACGCUGAAGAUGACACUCUUGAGAUUGACGGCGAGACCGAGGGCAAGAAAAAGAAAACUAAGAAGAAAUCUUCAAAGAAGAGUAAGAAGAAGAAAAAGUCAUCUCAUGACAGCGAUGCAGAAGAUUCAAAGAUUAGCAAGACAGAGGACUCUUCUUCUGUAAAAAGCUGUGGCCGACGAAAGAACCCAAAUCCACGAAGCGGAGAGGUUAGCAUCGUUUUUGCUCCUUUGGCAACUCAAGAGAUUGAGGUUAAACAAGAAGAGCAAGAAAAUAUUGUCACAACGACGUCCAAUCAUGUCGUAGUAGAAGGAACCCCAAGACCAAAAGUAUUUUUGCAACGAAAGGUUAGAAAGAAGCACGUUCCAAAAUUCAAUAAUUUAGACGCCAUUUUGAAUCAUACCUACGAUUUGGUGCCACAAGAAAAGUACAUUUCCGUGAGCAUUCGAUCAUCUGAAAUUUUCCGCAAUUUCCAACCAAUUCCAGAUCAUCCUCUUAAGGUUGACUGUCUUCUAGGUCUAUAUUUUGGAACUAAUGAAAAAAACGUUUGCCUUUCAUCAUAUAGGACAAUGGUUACUGAUCCAGAACCUUUAGUGCAAUUGGAUGUAUCCUUUCCUACCAAUCUAGUUUCAUUCUUCUCCAAAUGCAAAUUGAGAAGAAAUACAAAGAGCUCACUAUUUUUAUGUGUAGCCCUAAGACAGGCAGCGUUAGUUCAUGCUUAUGAUGACGAUCCCAAUGUUCACACAAUACCGUUAUAUUGGGACAAGCAUAACUAUGGAGCAACAGUUUUUUCUUAUCAUACAAUUGCGGGAUUUCUAUCUGGCCAAUAUCCUUUGCAUUUAAAAACAUCCACUGGUAUCAUGCUUCAAUCACCUUUAACCAUCAAUGUUAACUUUUUAGAUAAGCCUGACAAAUUGAGCGACUAUCCAUUAGAACUAUCAAAAGUUCAUUAUAGAGAGCUUUCCAAUCAUCUCAACAUUUCCACAAACUCUCAAGGUCUAGAUACCCAUAUCGACCAACAAGAAGACAUUGUUCAAUUUAUGAUAUACAAGGCAAAUUAUAUCAAUUCACAUACAAGAGGAGUUGAGAGACUUUGGUUACGUUGGGACAUGAGCUGUCCUCUCGAAGACGAUUUUGAUUCUGGUAAUAUGAUGAUUAUGGGAGCAAACACAGACGAAGACGCUUUUGCUCAACUAAAGAAGCACCUCUCUGAAAAGCAUGGAGAUAGAUUUGAAAUUCAGUUUGAAGGAAGAGAAGGAGAAACUGGCACUUAUGUCAUUAGUAUGAACCAAUAUAAGAAUUGGUAUAAUCAAGUUCAAUAUAUGGACAGAAAACGUUUAAUGCUGCUUGAUCCUUGCACCAUGGAUGCUUCUCAAUUAACUCCAGUCCAAAAACAAUUUAUGGAUAUUUGGAAUACUUUCCUUCUUGACAGCUACAAACUAUUGAUGUCAGAUAUGGAUUCAUUUGAAGCAUGUCGUGCACUCUAUCUUUCAGAAAAAUCCAAAUUAGAUGCAGACGAAAUGAAAGAAAUAUUGGCACACCAGUUCUUGAGGUUGACAAGUUUGAAUCAAAUUCAACACAUUCAACAAGUGCAACAAAGCAUGCAUUACGCUCAAAUGCAAAUGGUGCAACAAAAUAUGCAUGCUGCAGCCAUUGGUGCCCCACAGGAAGAAGAGGAGGAAGAAGACGAAGGAGAAGACGAAGAAGACCAAUAA
This is a messenger RNA of Naegleria lovaniensis, 2820 nucleotides long. RefSeq lists its product as uncharacterized. The transcript is spliced from 2 exons. Bases 1 to 2820 code for a protein of 939 amino acids. The record is from RefSeq and is a predicted model, not a curated record. NCBI's taxonomy places the organism in Eukaryota, Heterolobosea, Eutetramitea, Acrasida, Naegleriidae.